UGACAAAUGAUUUCACUUAAAUUUCAUAUCAGCGCAUUCAUUGGUAAAGCGGUUUGCAAGGGUGAGGACGUAGUCUCUUCUUUGUUUCAUAAGUUGGUACCUCGUCAUGUGGUUCUACGUCACACGAGCAACAGCCAAUCAAAAUUGAAUACAGUGAGUCAGCGUCAGCUGUUCCCUCGUAUUAAUUCACUGCUUUUCCUCAUUGGUCGUCAUUUUACGUUUUCACAUACUCACAUUCGAUCAAGUACUGAAAGUGGUUGAAGGUGUUUCGUCCUAAGUUCUUUACUGAUUUUAGUAGAAAAAACCUUUGUAGUCUCAUUUAAAUUUAUCAAGUGUGAAUAUUUCGCCCUCUAUCAAGUUUAAAAUCGUGGUUCAUUGGAGAGAUGCAUGAAGAAAAGAAAAUCAUCCUGCAUCCAGCUAACACAGAAAACCCUCCUGAAUGUCCUCAUGGACCAACCCUAUUGUUCUCUCGAGGAGUUGAAGCCCGAAGAUUUUAUGCUUGUUCAGCCUACAGAGAUAGGAAAUAUUGUGACUUUUUCCUUUGGGAAGAUGACAAAAUAACAGAAGGGAAAAAGUUAGCGUGGUCAAUUGCUAGAGAUAAACUUCGACCGAAUCUAAAAUAUAACAAGUUGAACACUGUUUUAGGUGAAGUUAAGAAAGCUUCACCGAGCAGGAGAGGGUAUUGCAAUACUUGUUGCUGCUUGUUUGUGUCUGAAGGUGUUAAUUCUGCCCACAAAAGUCAUGAUGUGAUCACUAACAUAUCAGACGAUUCACUGUCUCAUCCUUCAAAACUCAUUAGAUUAAAAGAAAGUGCUAAGAAAGAGUCUCAGUUCUUGUUCAGUCCCUCUACAGUUGGUUGCUUUGUAUCAGGCUUAACAUCUCUCGAUGUAGAAAAAUUAAUCUGCAUUGGAACGCCAUCAUUGAAAGAAAAUUGCCAGCUUCCCAGCUUGCUUUUAGACAUCGACCACCGUUAUGCUUCCUUCUAUGACAGCACUGAAUUCUUAUGGUUUAACAUGAGCAAUUUUCAUUUCUUUUCUGACAAUGGCUUAGAUAGUUUGAAAAAAUUUGUUGCCACCUCAAAAUGUGCGAUUGUCGUAGACCCACCAUUUGGUGCUCUUUUGGAGCCGAUCAGUACAUCUCUGUCAAAAAUCAUCUCUGAAUGUAAUUUGUCAAAGCCUCCAGUAUUGUUGGUAUUGCCUUAUUUCAUGGAAAAACAAGUAUCGAAUUAUUUUCCUGAUUUGAUUAUGCUUGACUAUGAAGUCAACUACAUAAAUCACAAUAAAUUCAAUGCUGGUGGUAGAAAGCAAGGAUCCCCCGUUAGAAUUUUCACCAAUGUCAAAAAGUUUCCAUUACCCAAGUCGGAUGGGUAUCAUUUGUGUGAACUGUGCUGUAAAUGGGUCAGUGACAAAAACAGACAUUGCUCCAAGUGUAAUGAUUGCACAUCCAAAAAUGGCAGCACUUAUAAUCACUGCGACAGUUGUCAGAAAUGUGUCAAACCAUCAUGGAAUCAUUGCAAAAUUUGUCAGAAAUGUACAUUAGCACAACAUGAUUGUUCCUCUGAAGGGACUCCAUUUAAACGAAAGAAAAUUCCCAAAGGUGAAACAAAGCGCAAACAUCAAAUAGACAUCACGACCAGCAAAAAAAGU
Molecule: messenger RNA, 1646 nt
Organism: Bemisia tabaci
Lineage: Eukaryota; Metazoa; Arthropoda; Insecta; Hemiptera; Aleyrodidae
Source: RefSeq, a predicted model, not a curated record